AUCUGAGCCGAACCUUUCAGCAGCAAUGUGUUCCGUUCAGCCUCUGAGAGAGUUCAUCAGGGAGAGACUCGCUGCUGCCGCGGAGGAGAUUUUCUCCGAGGUGGAGAACACCGUCAGGCUGCUGGAGAGCCGCUGGGGGACCGACACACACCGGGAACCAACAGAACUCCAGCAGCUGAAGGUUCCUGAGGACCCGGUUCUGACUGACCCAAAACUAUGGAGCCAGGAGCGAAACCACAGACCCGACCCGGGUGAAUCAGAACCGGGCCGGGAUGUGGAACUGCAGAUCAGAGAGAUAUUCUGUAGUUCUGGAAUCGGCUCGGUCCAGUUUGGAGGAGAACAGGAUCAUCGGCACCAGCUGCCGGACACGAAACCUUGCAGAACAGAACUUCCACAGCAACAAGAUUCUGAUCAGGUUCUGAUGGGCCGGCAGCUCCAGAACCACGGCAGGACCUGGAGUCUGGACCAGGAGGAACCAGAACUAUCACUGAAACAAGAGUACCAGGAGGAUCCAGAACCGACCUGGACCAAACAGAACCAGGAGGAUCUGUGUGUCUGUCAGGACGAAGAGCAGCCGGACCUUGAGACGUUCAUGGCGGUUCCGACUGAUGAAGAAAGCGAUCAGACAGAACCAGAACCAAACCCUGGGUCAGAACCUGUUCAAGGAUCUAAAGUCAAGUCCAGGAAGAAGAGAAGAAAAUAUGCAGAAAGUUCUUCUGGGUCAGAGAGUCUGGAUGAUGAUGAUGAUGAUGAUGAUGAUGAUGAUGAUGAUGAUGAUGGUGGAGCGGCGGCCCAGGUGACGUAUUGUGCAGCGUCCCCAGCCCAGGACAUCGUCUCUGUGGGUCCAGAGGGAGGACGACCUUCGACCUCAUCGGCCCCCUCGCUGCGCGGCACCGACAGCGGACCCUGUGGGACGGCGUCGGCAUGGCGGUCAGCAGCGAACUGGGCCCGGCGGACUCCAGCAGCAGAGAGUCUGUAUUCCUGCAACACCUGCGGGAAACGCUUCCGGUUCAACUGCCGCUACUUGUCCCACAUGAGGACCCAUACGGGGGAGAAGCCGUUCUCCUGCAGGCAAUGUGGGAAAAGUUUCACUCAGGGAGGAAGUUUGUGGCGACACGUCAGAACGCAUUCCGGAGAGAAACCGUUCAACUGCAGAACAUGUGGGCGGAGCUUCAGCCAGAAGACGGGUCUGCUGGGCCACAUCAAGACUCAGCACAGAGGGGCGGAGCCAGGCUCUGGCUGACUGUGUGGGCGGAGCCUCAGCGAGAAGAACAAAGCGGCAACUAAACAGCUUUAGUCAUCAAAAUCAUGAUGAGUGGAAGGAAACACUUGAACCGGGCCGGUCCUCCUGCCCACGUCAAGUUCUGAGGUUUGAACUAGGAUGGAGGUUUUCUGGCCGACCACCAGUCCUUAAAAAGCCUGACCUGCUAAUUCUGAUUUUGGCCGGUACCAAUUUUUUUACUGAAAUGUUGCUUAAUAUAGCAAGUAAGUUGCUGAGUUGGUAAAAAUGUGUUGGCUUGUUAACUGGCAGCGUGCAGCUCUGACCUGGUGGGCGGUCUGUCCGUCAAACCUGUCUGGAGGGAGCAGAAGAGGACAGUGGCUGAUUUGUGGUCCGUUCUUGAGGUAGAUAAGAUCAGAGGAUAAGAUCGGCUUCACAUGUCGGCUGAUCAUCGAUCUCUUAAAAUUCAGACAAUUGGUGCCGAUAAAUUGGUGGGCCGCUGGUUCUGACCCGUCUUCUUACAGAUUCCUUUAAAUAAAGUUUGUUUUCUCCAUCAA
Gambusia affinis (western mosquitofish) is the source of this 1776-nucleotide messenger RNA. RefSeq names its product zinc finger protein 90-like. The coding region runs from base 26 to 1243 and encodes 405 amino acids. The transcript has 3 exons. The record is from RefSeq and is a predicted model, not a curated record. Lineage: Eukaryota; Metazoa; Chordata; Actinopteri; Cyprinodontiformes; Poeciliidae. Gene Ontology annotation, molecular function: DNA-binding transcription factor activity; RNA polymerase II cis-regulatory region sequence-specific DNA binding. Gene Ontology annotation, biological process: regulation of transcription by RNA polymerase II.